AUGGAAUACCAAACACAGUCCAAGAGUGCUCUGGAGCAACGUUGCCGUGAACAAUGUAUUCCCAUCCGGGGAAAAUCAAAGGAUGAACUUAUUCAAGCGCUUGUGGACUAUGAUAUGCAACAAGCAGUGCAAAGUGAUGCCGCAAACGCUUCUGAGGGAGGCAUGGUCAUACGGGAGAUACCUGCAGCUGAUGUCGGUUAUGUGCCAAGAUCUGGAGAUCCCUUGGACUCUUAUCUACAAACUGUUUUCAAAUACGUGGACCCAGCAGAUGCAAACCUCAGACUGCAGCUUAUCCUUAAAUAUCAGGAAAGAGAGACUGCAGAGCGCCUGGCCGAGAGAGAGAGGGAAGCUGCAGAGCGCCAGGCGGCAAGAGAGCAUGAACUAAAACUGGCAGAGUUGGAGAGGUUAAGUGCCUCACCUAUCAGUGUGGUUUCAAGAGACUAUUAUGCACCCAAACCACGUGCAGAGAAUUUUCCCACGUUGGACAAAGAUGGGGAUCUGGAUGUCUUUCUGCGCAGUUUUGAAAAGGUUUGCAGGCAGUACCAAUUACCAAAGGACCAGUGGGCAAAGUACCUCACCCCUGGUCUCAGAGGUCCUGCGCUGGAAGCAUUUGCAGAGCUACCAGCAGAAUCUGACCAGGACUAUGAGGCAAUUAAGGCUGCACUGCAGAGACGGUACAACCUUACCCCUGAGGUGUACCGAAAGAGAUUCCGGACUUUGCAGAAGCAUUCCAUCGAGAGCUACACUGCAGUUGUGGGACACCUGACGACGGCGUUCCGGCAGUGGAUUAGAGGGCUGGAGAUUACAACCUUAGAAAGCUUGGAAGAUCUGAUCAUCAAGGAACAGUUUUUGCAGCUGUGCCCAGCCAAUGUACAAGAAUGGCUGCUGGACCGGGAGCCCAAAACAGCAUGGAAAGCGGGGGAGCUGGCGGAUUUCUACACUGCUAACCGAGCACAAUCGGACCGGAGCAGAGGUUUUUCUAUGGGAGCUAGUGCCAUUUCUACGUAUCGGGAUAGCCGCAGGUGUUUUAUUUGUAAUAAAGUGGGGCACAUUAGCGCAACUUGCCCGGAAAAAAGAAAUCCUACGCCAUCCACAGGAGCGGGUCACCCCUCAGAAUCGCCAUCUUCGGUGUUGUUCGUCUCCAGCGCUGAGAACACCCCCAAUGUGAAUAUGCAACCUGUCACUGUGGGAAACAAGGUAACUGUGGGGCUCAGAGACACGGGGGCAGAAGUGACUCUUGUGCGUCCAGAGCUAGUGAGCUCUGAGGACUUUAUUCCUGGCAAGACCUUAACAGUGCGGGGAAUUGGGGGACUACGUCAUGCAGUGCCAAUGGCACGAGUAUUUUUGGAUUGGGGAGCAGGGAAGGGUGUAAGAGAUGUGGGGGUAUCAGAUAACAUUCCUACUAAUGUGUUACUGGGUACUGAUUUGGGUAGGCUGUUGUCAAAAUAUAUGCCGGAGGAUGAUACUUUUGAUUUAUCCAGACAAGUGCGACAUCUGAAACAACUUUGUACGGCCCUCUUUGCUGCUGGGAUACUGCUCAUCACAGUGCAAUUUGUAAAUAUAAGCAAACAAAACAGGGGAGACACCAACAGUGAUGAACCUAACAUCUGCUCCAUCCAGAUCAGAAUGGCAACAUCUGCAGACUUGCAGCUGUUGCCACUGGACCAGAAGGAUGGACCAAGAGACCAUUCCCUGCAUGGGUGA
Messenger RNA from Spea bombifrons (plains spadefoot toad), 1704 nucleotides. RefSeq lists its product as uncharacterized. The transcript has 4 exons. Gene Ontology annotation, molecular function: nucleic acid binding; zinc ion binding; aspartic-type endopeptidase activity. Lineage: Eukaryota; Metazoa; Chordata; Amphibia; Anura; Pelobatidae. The record is from RefSeq and is a predicted model, not a curated record. The coding region runs from base 1 to 1704 and encodes 567 amino acids. Gene Ontology annotation, biological process: proteolysis.